This is a messenger RNA of Daldinia caldariorum, 2024 nucleotides long. Its product is annotated as cytochrome P450. The transcript is spliced from 4 exons. Gene Ontology annotation, molecular function: heme binding; monooxygenase activity; oxidoreductase activity, acting on paired donors, with incorporation or reduction of molecular oxygen. Bases 120 to 1751 code for a protein of 543 amino acids. The record is from RefSeq and is a predicted model, not a curated record. NCBI's taxonomy places the organism in Eukaryota, Fungi, Ascomycota, Sordariomycetes, Xylariales, Hypoxylaceae.
CCGAUACGUCUGGUCCGGAAAGCGUUCUUGUCAGUCCGUUCCCGCAGUCCUUUCUCAGUUUACAUUUCUGCUAUACUCGCACAUACGACCGACACCUUGUUUCUAUAGAGCGGUUGAUCAUGCAACUGUUUACGCCGACAGCGCUCUGCCUCGCCCUCGUCGGCGCGGUGGUAUUCCACUUGGUUAGGUUGUUCCGAGAGAUCAAUCAUCCGCGCAAGAUACCCGGACCUACAUUGCUACCGUACAUUGGUCGCAUUCAUGAUCUCCCGAUCCAGUUUAUGUGGUUGAAGUUUAAGGAAUGGGCCGACCAGUAUGCCGGCACGGAUGGCUUCUACUUCACGGAGAUGCUCGGGGCAAAGUUUUUGGUCGUCACGAAGGAGAGGAUAGCCGAGGAGCUCUUAGUGAAGCGCGCGAAAUACAACUCGGAUAGACCCAUGGUAAGGUCCUUAUUCGACUCGAAGAGUACAUUCGGAUCGAUGGAGUAUCUCCCCCUUAUGGGAAAGAACCAAUAUUGGUCUCGGCAACGUAAAUUCACCCAUUCCUACCUCACCGAGGCGACCAACGCUCAUUACUAUGGUGUCAUGUACCAUGAGGCUAAGCGCUGGCUCACUCGGCUGAUCGAGAACCCUGACGACUUUGAGUAUUCCUUGGAAGAUAUGUCAUCGAAAAUCAUGUGCCAACUCGCCUGGGACGACAUAAAUCUUAGCGAAGCCUGCACCAAGAGCGCAUGGGGUCUUUUGACGCAGAUGUCGCCGGCGGGACCCAUUACUAACGUUAUAACCCCCUUGUGGCAUCUGCCCACAAUGAUAAACCCGUGGAAGAUUGCCGAGCACAAACGACACGACGAACAGCAGGCGUGGUGGAUGGAACGUAUAGUGACCACGCGCAAAAACCUCGAACAGGGUCGACAGAGACCUUGCUUCACCAGGCAAUAUCUAGAAAGAGGAGAGAAGCGCUCAAAUAUCUCUGGUGACCGUGAAGCUUCCUCCGUCAUAGGAAUGAUGGCUCUUGUUGGCAUCUUCACCGUAGUCGGUCCUUUAUCGUACUAUUUAGUGUCGAUGAUACACCACCCAAAGUGGCAGGCGACCGUACAGAAAGAAAUUGACGAGGCUUGCGAAGGGCGUAUGCCGACUCUUGACGAUGUGCCCAAGCUUCCAAUUCUCCGGGCUUGUAUUAAAGAGACCAUGCGAUGGAGGCCAAACGUGCCGACAGGAGUCGCACACGAGAUGGAGGCUGAUGAUGAAUUCCGAGGCUACUUCCUCGCUAAAGGAACGAGGAUCCUCCCACUAGACUGGGCAUUCCUUCGAGACCCUGAAAAGUAUCCCGAUCCUGAUAACUUCCGGCCCGAACGUUGGUUAGAACCGGGAUGGCCGACUUACCAGGAACCGCUCAGCGCGUACCCGACCAUUAAGGGCCUGUCGUCAUUUGGUUGGGGACAGCGUCAAUGUCUAGGACAGUCGCUCACCCAGGACGAACUCAUUGUUGCUUGCGGCGCACUUGCUUGGUGUUUCAACCUUAAACGAAAGAAGGAUCCAGUCACACAGGAGGAUAUACCAGUGGCUACUAACAAGUCGAAUUCUUUACUGAUUAUCAAGCCGGAUUCUUUCCAGAUGGCGUUCGAACCUAGGAGUGAGGCUCGGAAGGAGGAGGCUAUCAGGCUAUGGGCCGAAUCUGAUGCGGAGUGCCGACGAGAAAAGGAAGAGUUCCUCAGAGCUGCGGAUGAGAAGAACCGAAAGAUAGAAGCUGUAUAAGUUAUGUGACACAUUGACGGCGACGUUGAAGUUGUAUGAAUUGGUAUAGAUUGCACCAGAUAAGUAAGGGUUCAAGCUGGACGUUGGGAAUUUUUAGAUGGCUGGACCUACGGUCGUUAUAACUUAAAACAUUUCAGAGUGUAUUCCAGUAUUUAGCCCGAAAUACUUGAGGUACCGCCUACUUGCAAUAUAAAUGAGGUUAUAGGAGGUUAUAACUUAUAAGUUAUAUUUUUAUGGCCUAACAUUCAACGUACCUAUAGCAUUUUACGAAAC